CGAAGGCACUAAUAUGCACGGCUAUGUAUCAUACGUACUAUGUACUAAGGAACUCGCGUCAGCGAUUUCGGCGCUCACUUAUCAACCCUGCUGCAUCGCUCACGAUUUUAUCUAUCCAUCCAUCCAUCCAUCCAUCCAUCCAUCCAUCCAUCCAUCCAUCCAUCCAUUCAUUUUUCUGUCUGUCAUUGAUUAUGUAAUCAAUAUCCACGAAUUGUCAACCAUUAUUGUCUACCGUGGUUAUUGUUUCUUCAACGCUAAUAUUAUGGCAUGCCUCUUCCCUCCUGAUCCUCUGCUAGCGUAACUAGGCGUAACCUGUUCCUAGCUCUAUUUUAUCUGUUUGCGAGAACGUAAGCAUGCUAGAUGUCAUGCUUUGUAUGGUUUGCGCCAAUGCAUAUGUCUAUUUGAGUAGGGCAAGCAAAAGUAUAUCGACUGCCUCUGGUGCAAAUAUAAUGAGUGGAGAUAUCAAUUUAAUAUGAAGCCGCAGUGUGGGUCAUGGCACGCCAUUAGUGAUACGGAGCUGGCGUGGUGAGAUUCAUUUCUGCAUCAUGGCGACAGCUGAUGGUUCACUGUGCAACAUCUCCGGGUCUGUGUCCGAGAAUGGGAGCUUGGUCGGCUGCAUGGAGUCGGACGUUGAACAGGGCGUAGUCCCAGCAAUUCAGGCGUGGAUCACUUACCUGCUGAUUCCUGUCAACAUUCUCAGCAUACUUGCUAAUCUUCUCGUCAUCUUGGCUGUGACACGGACAUCACACCUGCAGGAGCCGGCACACAAGCUGAUCGCAAACUUGGCUGUCGCCGAUUUCCUCAUGGGUGUGCAAGGAGCCUUCUUCUCACCAACGGUCAUUCUAGUCGAGUUCCCACCAAAGAUCAUAUGCCUUGGACACUUUACUUUGGCUACGCUCUCGGCCAUCGGAUCAAUGACCACUCUCAUUGCCAUCAACGUAGACAGGUAUAUUGCAAUAUCGCGACCGCUACACUACUACCAGAUCGUCACACCGCGCGUUGUCUUGGUAAUGGUAGGUCUGGCUUGGGGCUUUGCCCUCCUCGUAAGCGUGCUAACUCUCAUUGGCAACCGCUGGCAGCCGGAUCAACCAUGUAUCUAUGACACCGUCACGAGUAGAACAUCUGUCAUCUUUUCGGCGAUAGUCGUUGGUACGUGUGGCGUCGCCAUCUUCUCCAUCUACGGUUACAUGAUGAUGAUUGCCAAGCACCACCAGCAGCAGAUCCACCAGGAACCGAGCAGCAGCGGUUCGCAGGAGCGAUCGGCACCGCUAGCUCCAUCUCCGACGCCAACUCGUGACGAGCCAUAUGAAACUUGCCCAAGACGUUUGCAUACGUACCGGUCGGCACCUUCUUCGUCUGCACUGGGCUUCCAGUAA
Messenger RNA from Priapulus caudatus, 1376 nucleotides. RefSeq names its product beta-4C adrenergic receptor-like. Bases 546 to 1376 code for a protein of 276 amino acids. Gene Ontology annotation, cellular component: membrane. The transcript has a single exon. NCBI's taxonomy places the organism in Eukaryota, Metazoa, Priapulida, Priapulimorpha, Priapulimorphida, Priapulidae. Gene Ontology annotation, molecular function: trace-amine receptor activity. Gene Ontology annotation, biological process: G protein-coupled receptor signaling pathway. The record is from RefSeq and is a predicted model, not a curated record.